CGUUAAACCCUGCACGUCAGCUGUUCAGCGAACACGGCCACCAAAAAGUUUCUCUCAUGUCCUCGGAAAAAGCAACGUCAUUCUGACCUUUUGAUCACGGACACAAUAGGCGCAUUAUACUUCGUUACUCGUUCCAACCUCCAACUUCUACCAACUAAUCAUUAUCCCCAACUAUUUCUACUCCCUAUAUCAUGAACUCCAAGAAUGCAGACUCAUGAACCAAAAACAAAGCAAAAAAAAAAAAAAAAUGUUAACCCUUAUAAUCUCAGCUCUCCUCACUCUAACGCUCCUCAAAUACUUCCUAAAAUCCCAACACAGAUCAAUCUACCUCCUGGACUUUGCAUGCUUCAAUCCCCCAUCAAACUACAGCAUGCCCCACUCCAAGUUCCUAGAGUAUUGCCGACGGGUUCUUGACAAGGACAGCGCAGAGUUCCAGGCACGCAUAACGGAGCGGUCGGGCAUCGGGGAGGAAGCGGGUUACCCGCACUUCAACGGGAGCCUCCCAACCGACACUCGUCGGGUCCCACGAGGAGGCAGAGCUCGUGAUCUUCGAUGCGAUUGAUGAGGUAUUGAAGAAGACGGGGAUUCGGAUGGAUGAGAUCGGUGUUGUUGUUGUGAACUGCAAUUGUUUUGCUCCGGUGCCUUCACUGGCUGCGAAGAUUGUGAAUAGGUACGAGUUCAGGGAGGAUGUGAGGAGCUUUAAUUUGUCGGGGAUGGGGUGUGCGUGUGGGCCGGUGGCGGUUGGGCUCGCUGGGGAUUUGCUCCGGGUGCACGCGGACGAGGUCGCCUUGGUCGUGUCGACGGAGAUCACUACGGCUGUUGGCUGGUACAAGGGAAAACAACGGUCAAUGCUCCUCACAAACUCCCUCUUCCGCCUGGGCGCCGCCGCCAUCCUCCUCUCUAACUGCCCCAGCCACCGCUACCUCGCCAAAUAUAAACUUCUCCACGUCGUCCGCACCCACGCUGGCGCCAGCGACGAUGCCUACCGCUCCGUCUACCAGCACGAAGACGCUGAUGACGUCACCGGCAUAUCCAUCUCCAAACAAGUCGUCCCUGUCUCUGGUCAAGCCAUCCGCUCCAACCUCGUAGCCUUGGCACCCCUCGUCCUUCCCUACCGCGAACAGCUAACGUACAUAUUCUCUCUUAUCACGAAACAGAAAAAGCCUUACGUGCCAAAGUUCAGCCGCACAUUCGACCACGUCUGUAUCCACGCCGGAGGUAGGGCGGUGAUCGAUGCAGUGCAGACGAGCUUAGGGUUGACAGAGAGGCAAACAGAGGCUUCAAGGAUGACGUUGUAUCGGUUCGGGAACACGUCAAGUAGUUCGGUGUGGUAUGAGCUAGGGUAUGCGGAGGCGAAGGGGUGGGUGAGGAGAGGGCAUAGGGUUUGGCAGCUAGGGUUAGGGAGUGGGUUUAAGUGCAAUAGCGCGGUGUGGGAGUGCUUGAGGGAUGUCGAGUGGCCGAUUGAAGGGGCUUGGUCCGACUGUGUUCAUCGAUAUCCAGUUGAGAUCCCGGAAGCUGUGAAGGUGGUGUAGGGAGUCUAAUGGAUCGGUUUCCGUCUGAAAUAAUUAAUCCUUCUGUAACUUCACUAGUGAUACUAAAUUGUGAUGGUCGAUUAUUACUUUCUUCA
Asparagus officinalis (garden asparagus) is the source of this 1627-nucleotide messenger RNA. RefSeq names its product 3-ketoacyl-CoA synthase 6-like. Gene Ontology annotation, biological process: fatty acid biosynthetic process. Gene Ontology annotation, cellular component: membrane. Lineage: Eukaryota; Viridiplantae; Streptophyta; Magnoliopsida; Asparagales; Asparagaceae. The record is from RefSeq and is a predicted model, not a curated record. The coding region runs from base 591 to 1532 and encodes 313 amino acids. Gene Ontology annotation, molecular function: acyltransferase activity, transferring groups other than amino-acyl groups. The transcript has 3 exons.